Molecule: messenger RNA, 1449 nt
Organism: Mucor velutinosus
Lineage: Eukaryota; Fungi; Mucoromycota; Mucoromycetes; Mucorales; Mucoraceae
Exons: 2
Coding region: 1-1449 (482 amino acids)
Molecular function (GO): lipase activity
Source: RefSeq, a predicted model, not a curated record
AUGCCAUUGAGAAACAAUGAAUGGAUCCAACAUUGUUCCAGCCAAGAUUGCUGUGUCAUUCUAGACAAGCACCACAGCACGUCUGAUAUUGCAUCCAUGGUGUCCUUUACCCAUUCUGAGAUCAUCUUGUUAAACCGUCAUGCCUCCAAUGCCAGCUUGAUUUCUACCAUCACAGCUACUGUCGCUCAAGAACUCUACAGCACAGUCUAUCAAAUACCCAGCAGUCUGUUCAGACUCGCUACGGAUAUCUGGUCUCAUGUCAGAAAAGAGCCCAAGAAGCCUACUUGGAACAUUCAGACCACCAUUGUCAUGGGAUUCUUGCAAGCAUUCAGAGACCAAUCACUGACCAACAGCCUCGAGUUUUGGAGGCUCAUGCUGAUUGCACCUACACUGCUUAAACCGUUGACAUCCAAGACGGAAUCAGAGUACAUUCUUGUAAAGAGAAGACACUUGUGCGGUAUUCUCAAGAAGCUAGAUCAGCAAGAGAAAGGGAGCAAACUGGAAGCGGAAUGGAUGUCUGCCAUUUCCACCUGGGAAAAGAUCUAUGGCGGACCCACACCUGUUCUACGUAGUAACAAUAAUGCCACGCUGCUGUUGGAAGCACCUCCUUGUUGUGAAAAGAUUGUCUUUUAUUUACAUGGCGGCGCAUAUUGCGCUAUGAGUGCCCAAACACAUAGAAUACUUACACAUAAAAUCAGCAAGUCAACAAAGAGAAGAGUAUUAGGUAUAGUGAAUUUGCUUUGUGUGGAUUAUGAACAUCAAGUUAACGUAUUUGGUUAUAUUGCAUCAGCUGUCAACUAUCGUUUAGCACCAGAAACCAAGUUCCCUGGCGCACUCUACGAUGUAGUACAAUCGUACCUGUAUUUGAUUGACCCCAAGGAGAAGCACCGUUUAGACCCUAAAAAUAUCAUUGUCAUGGGAGACAGUGCUGGUGGAGGCCUCUGUUUAGCCAUGAUGCUCUAUUUGCGGGAUCAUGGAUUACCACAGCCAGAGGGAGCCGUAUUAAUAUCACCUUGGGUUGAUUUGACCUUUUCUUACCCUUCCUGGCAAGAUGCUUCCUUGUAUGACUAUUUGCCUUCGAACCCUGCAGAACUCACAGCCAUGAAUCCAGCUCAUCUUUACCUGGAUGAUCAAGAGCUAAUCCGACAUCCCUACGUAUCACCUAUAUUUGCAGACAACUUUAGCAACAUGCCGCCCAUACUGAUCCAAUCUGGUGGUUGUGAAUCUCUGAGAGAUGAAAUCUGUGAUCUGACAACCAAGGUCAAGAACUCGAAAUCCACUAUGGUGCAUCAUGAGAUUUACGAAGAUAUGGUGCAUGUAUUUCAAGCAUUCCCCUUUGCAAAAUCAUCAGAGGCCAUUGAAAGCAUAGGCUGGUGGGCAAAGUUUGGUAUACCUCUGAUUACACAGUUCAAGGCAAGCCUUGAGGAGACCACGACUAUUGUACAAUGA